Zerene cesonia (dogface butterfly) is the source of this 1665-nucleotide messenger RNA. RefSeq names its product protein single-minded (gene sim). The coding region runs from base 14 to 1549 and encodes 511 amino acids. Gene Ontology annotation, molecular function: DNA-binding transcription factor activity, RNA polymerase II-specific; protein dimerization activity; RNA polymerase II transcription regulatory region sequence-specific DNA binding. The record is from RefSeq and is a predicted model, not a curated record. The transcript is spliced from 8 exons. Gene Ontology annotation, biological process: regulation of transcription by RNA polymerase II. Lineage: Eukaryota; Metazoa; Arthropoda; Insecta; Lepidoptera; Pieridae. Gene Ontology annotation, cellular component: cytoplasm; transcription regulator complex; nucleus.
CAACGCCGCCAUAAUGAAGGAGAAAAGCAAGAACGCAGCCAGAUCCCGGAGGGAGAAGGAGAACGCCGAGUUCCUCGAGCUGGCGAAGCUGCUGCCGCUCCCCUCGGCGAUCACGUCACAGCUGGACAAGGCGUCCGUGAUACGGCUCACCACUAGCUACUUGAAGAUGCGCCAGGUUUUCCCAGAUGGUCUUGGUGACGCGUGGGGUGCAGCACCACCACCCCCACAGCCACGAGAGCUAUCCAUCCGGGAACUUGGCUCCCACCUCCUGCAGACCCUCGACGGUUUCAUCUUCGUGGUGGCGCCUGAUGGCAAGAUCAUGUAUAUUAGUGAGACAGCAUCGGUGCACUUGGGGUUGAGUCAGGUGGAGUUAACUGGCAACUCCAUAUACGAGUACAUACAUCAGGCUGACCAUGAGGAGAUGAACGCGGUGCUUAGCCUGCAGCACCCACACUCUUAUCUCGGCCACCAAUGCCCUACUAUUGGAUACCCAGUGGGCGGCACGUGGAGCGCCAGUGUGGACAUCGAGUGUGAGAGGGCGUUUUUUAUUCGCAUGAAGUGUGUGCUGGCGAAACGCAAUGCUGGUCUCACCACCUCGGGGUACAAGGUGAUCCACUGCUCGGGGUACCUCCGCGCGCGGCGCUUCGGCGAGGGCUCGGCGCCGCUCGGGCUGGUGGCGGUCGGCCACUCGCUGCCGCCCUCCGCCGUCACCGAGCUCAAGCUGCACUCCAACAUGUUCAUGUUCCGCGCCAGCCUCGACAUGCGGCUCAUCUUCCUGGACGCCAGAGUAGCGUCACUCACGGGCUAUGAACCUCAGGAUUUGAUAGAGAAGACCUUAUAUCACUACAUCCAUGGAACGGAUGUACUGCAUAUGAGAUAUUCGCACUGCACACUAUUAACAAAGGGCCAAGUGACCUCCCGCUACUACCGGUUCCUCACCAAGUCCGGGGGCUGGGUGUGGAUGCAGAGCUAUGCCACUAUAGUCCACAACUCGAGGUCAUCCCGACCACACUGCAUCGUGUCUGUUAAUUAUGUGCUCAGUGACAUAGAAGAGAAAAACCUCAUCCUCAACAUAGAGCAAGGCCCGCCCAAGAGUAACGAGCCGCACGCGCCCGCACACGCGCACACGCACAGACAGACGGAGAAACUGAACGAGGAUUUCAGCCCAGACUCCAGCUACACCUACCCAGAAUACUCGCUCCCCAUAAUGCCCAGCUACGACACGCCGGACGAAUACCAGAAUGGCUACCAGGAGAUAUUCUAUGAGAACUACACGGAACCGGAAGUCGCCAAUUACGCGUAUCCGCAGACGCAGCGGCCGUUUUCCGCCAGCUCCUCGUCAUGCAGCUCCAUAGAAAGCUCCGAAGUCAACCAAUUCAAUUAUACAAUUUACUAUGGCCAAAAUCAAAAUGGCCGACCGGAUGGCAAUUUUGGCGGGAACUUCGGCAAGCUGCCGAGUCCUUCAGUACAAGAUGGUUACACUAGCGUGAUAGUGGAUAACACGCAGCAGUUCCACCACGGCAGCAACGUUAAUGAGUUUGUACAUUGAUACCGCGCGACUGAGAGCCUCGCGUGAAUUGUUUAUAAAAACUUCAUAGUGAAAUGUUAAUGCAAUAAUUUUAAAUGUACAUUUUUUGUACGUGACAUAUCUAUUAAAAUUGUAUA